Molecule: messenger RNA, 1328 nt
Organism: Asparagus officinalis (garden asparagus)
Lineage: Eukaryota; Viridiplantae; Streptophyta; Magnoliopsida; Asparagales; Asparagaceae
Product: COP9 signalosome complex subunit 7
Exons: 9
Coding region: 201-938 (245 amino acids)
Biological process (GO): COP9 signalosome assembly
Cellular component (GO): COP9 signalosome
Source: RefSeq, a predicted model, not a curated record
UCGGAGUCGAACCUUCGUCGCCAAACCCUAAUGUAACGCUCUAAAACCCCGUUCCUCUUUUGCCCCCCCUCCGCAAUUAAAAGGGCGAACCUUAGAAAAUCAAAAGUGGAGAGAGGAAAGCAAAAAAGGAGGAAAGGAAAAAAAAAAAAAAUCUCUUCUCCUUCCUCCUGUUAACUUGAUCAAAACCCUAGUUUUGGUCAAUGGACAUCGAGCGUAAGCAAGCGGAGAUCGUCGAUCACUUCGUGAAGCAGGCGGCGGUUCUCGACGCGGAAGCGUCCCUCGCCAAUCUCAUCGCAGAGGCGACCUCUCACCCUUCGCUCUUCGCUUUCUCCGAGAUCCUCUCGGUUCCCAAUCUCACCAAGCUCGAGGGGACGCAGUUUGCUUCGCAUCUUGAAUUGCUUCGAUUGUUUGCCUACGGUGCUUGCAGCGAUUACAAGAGUAAUAGUGAUCGGCUUCCAGCGCUCUCAGCUGAUCAAGUCCGCAAGUUAAAGCAACUUACUGUGCUGAUGCUGGCUGAGGGGAACAAGGUACUGCCUUAUGAUCAACUGAUGCAGGAACUAGAUGUUUCAAAUGUAAGAGAGCUUGAGGACUUCCUUAUCAAUGAUUGCAUGUAUGCGGGUAUUGUUAGAGGCAAGUUGGACCAGUUGCGGCGGUGCUUUGAGGUGCAAUUUGCUGCUGGAAGGGAUCUGAGGCCUGAACAACUUAACAAUAUGAUACAGACUCUAGAAAAUUGGUUGGGGACUUCGGACAAUUUACUUCACACCAUUCAAGACAAAAUCAAAUGGGCUGAUGCGAUGAGCGAGGAAAACAAGAAACACCGCAAGGAAAUUGAGGAGAAGGUUGAAGAUGCGAAACAGUCCUUCAAGUUACACACUAGCAGAUUGACAUGGACAUACGAGGCCAUGAGGACAUCUUCUCUUCUGAACCUGGAGGAAUGAUUAUGGACUACGAGGAGGACCGUGCACGACCUAAAAGGAGGCGACAACCGAUGCAUUAGAAGCACAUUUGAUCAUUUUGGCUGAUGAUCUGCAUCUGAGUUGCUGGAUUUCUUUCUCUUGUUGGUUGCAUCCGGGAAAUCACAUAGUUCCAAUUCUUCGCAAUUAAUUCUGGAGCUGUUUUUUUUUUUCGCUUUUUCCGGAAUUGGCUUAUUUCUCGUUGCAGCCAAUGGAAACUUUUGUACCUACAGCAAGAUUUUUAAACUCGCUCGGUUAUUCUAUCACUUAUAGAGUCUGUCAAAAAAAAAAAAAAAACAAGCAGGAAGUUAGUUUCAAAUUAUUUGCUUGCCAUUCUCCAGUGAUAAGUUUCAUUAAUGCAUUAUCAUAGUUAUA